Ostertagia ostertagi is the source of this 279-nucleotide messenger RNA. The record is from the annotation of a GenBank genome assembly. NCBI's taxonomy places the organism in Eukaryota, Metazoa, Nematoda, Chromadorea, Rhabditida, Trichostrongylidae.
AUGGCGAUAGACGAAUCGUUGGUGAAAGCCGUUGGAUGUGUGUUCCAGGUCAAAUGCCCAGAUAUGCCACCGAUAGUGAUUGAUCUAAAACAUCCGCCUGGAUCGUGCACCCGAGGAUCUGCUGUUCCAAAUCCCGAUGUGAUUUUCGAGAUGAGCCGUGCCGUUUUCGUGAAAAUAGUCACGCAAGAGCUGUCACCGGUUGCGGCCUACAUGCAGGGCUCGUUGAAGGUCCACGGUCCGCUCCAAGACGCCAUGUCGUUGAAGUAUUUAGCCGAUAGG